AUCAAAAGCGGCGUAACGGCGUACUACAACAUAUCAGCUUUGGACUCUGUUGCAGUUGUCAGUGGUCUCUUCAAGUUGUCCUUUGAAAUUUUGAAAAAUGGCAGCACGUCGCGUUGCUCAAUCCUCCAUUAACUGGGCUGCUUUGGCCGAGCGUGUCCCUCCAAACCAAAAAGCCAACUUCGCUGCUUUCAAAUCCAAGUCGGAUGUUUACAUGCGCGCUGUUUUGGCCAAUCCAGAAAACCCACCAAAAAUCGAUUGGGCUCACUACAAGAAGUUGAUCCCCAUUCCCGGCUUAGUUGACAGCUUCCAAAAGCAAUACGAAGCCGUCAAGGUUCCCUACCCAGCUGACAAUGUCUCAGCCCAGGUUGAUGCUCAGGCCAAAGAAACCAAAUCGGAAAUUGAUAACUUCAAGAAGACCUCUGAUCAACGCAUCGCCCAAUUGCAAAAGGAAAUGAACCAUUUGAAAUCCUUGUUGCCAUUCGAUCAAAUGACCAUGGAAGAUUACCGCGAUGCAUUCCCCGAUUUGGCUUUGGAUUCCGUCAAUCGUCCCACAUUCUGGCCCCACACCCCAGAGGACCAAGUUGGCUAUGUCUCCAAGGAAAUGGAAGCUGCCAGAGCCGCCCAUGAUCAUUAACUUCAGCUUCGGCCAGUUUUUAUCAAGUACUAAUGCAAACAUGGGUGUAGAUUUUAAGUUCUAUUGUUUCGAUUUAGAGAGGAAAUUGCUGCUCGUAUAAUUUUUAAAAUUGAAAAAGUGAUAUACUCUCUAUGUUUAGGAAAAUAUUCGAUUUUUUGAUGAGAUGUAAUUGAAUCUACGAUAAUAUAACAUCCAAAAUAAAAUAACUCAAAACUCUA
Messenger RNA from Stomoxys calcitrans (stable fly), 852 nucleotides. It is a transcript of the gene ATPsynD, whose product is annotated as ATP synthase subunit d, mitochondrial. Gene Ontology annotation, molecular function: proton transmembrane transporter activity. The coding region runs from base 98 to 634 and encodes 178 amino acids. Gene Ontology annotation, biological process: proton motive force-driven ATP synthesis. The transcript is spliced from 2 exons. NCBI's taxonomy places the organism in Eukaryota, Metazoa, Arthropoda, Insecta, Diptera, Muscidae. The record is from RefSeq and is a predicted model, not a curated record.